This is a messenger RNA of Drosophila takahashii, 1151 nucleotides long. RefSeq lists its product as uncharacterized. The record is from RefSeq and is a predicted model, not a curated record. NCBI's taxonomy places the organism in Eukaryota, Metazoa, Arthropoda, Insecta, Diptera, Drosophilidae.
AAAAUAAAUGCAGGCGGCAAAGAUAAAGAUAGCGCCUAAAAUAAAAAUAAAAACUGAACAAAAACCGAAAAUCAUUGUUAUUGCAUGGAAAAUUACUACAGAAAUUUCUUGCAAAAGCAACUGCCAAAGAGGCAAAAAAAAACACAAACACUAAAAAAUCAAAACCAAAAGUGAAACAACAACAAGGCAAGAGCAUAAAUUAGAUUGGCCUCAUAGACGAAUAACAACGAACCCGAGCCGCGUAAACAAAUUAAACGAUGCUGGCCAUUGUUGUUGCUGCCGCUGCGGUUCAAAUUUAAAUAUAAACUAUUAUUGUUAUCUGUGUGCUUGCUGUUGUCUAUUUUUUCGCGCCAAAUGCAAGCUCAGUUUUUUUCUUUAGGUUUUUUGGGGUAAUCGUAAUGGGGAUGGACACCAUAUUAUUAAUGAGCAGGCGAGAGCGUAAAUCAAGAAUUAUAUUUAUGAAAUCGGGCGAAAAACGCAUGUCUUCUCACACUCGCCCGACUACUUAUUUCGUGUGGUUUUUCGUUGCGAAAGCGUUAUUUUGAUCAAAACAAUAUUUCAUCUACAGUAUUUUUGCUUCCUAUGUUCGGAACCAGAAUUAGUGGCUGCAUUUUAUGUGUUGUCUGAGGAGAGGAGAGAGCGUAGAAUGAAAGAACUCGCCAAAGCGACGAUUUGAAAGACUAACAAAAAAAGAAAAGUAACGGUGUUGUGCACUAAGUCUCCUGAACAAAUGAACCGCAAUUAAAGAGAUUACAAUUAGAGCUGUCAAGCAAAUGAAGAGAGUUUUAUUCCGGAGAGCAAAGGUGCAGCCGCCUACAAUGUCAGAGUCACGUUUGUGUAAUUCGCUUUGAUGACGAUGCCUCGAUUGCCUCGAUGCGGGGCCAAAAACCGCAGGAGAUUAUCCAGCUACCAAAGUUAAAUCCAACUGAGAGUUAAGCGGAAAAAUUGCCAAGUGCAGAGUGGAAAGGUCGCCAAACUCAAAUCGACAAAUGAAAACCAAAAACCAGAUCAACAUCAACAGCACCAAGUGUCAAUGCUUUAGUCACUCCAGUCAAGGAAUCGCCAUUAUUGAUGAGAAGAACGUACUGAGGAUACACAGCCAUACGUACAAGUGCUUGAAUCACAAUCCGCGACCUCGGAUACUCGGCUGA